This is a messenger RNA of Cygnus atratus (black swan), 7854 nucleotides long. It is a transcript of the gene NCOA3, whose product is annotated as nuclear receptor coactivator 3. Gene Ontology annotation, biological process: positive regulation of transcription by RNA polymerase II; cellular response to hormone stimulus. Gene Ontology annotation, molecular function: nuclear receptor binding; protein dimerization activity. The transcript is spliced from 25 exons. Gene Ontology annotation, cellular component: nucleus. The record is from RefSeq and is a predicted model, not a curated record. Bases 403 to 4611 code for a protein of 1402 amino acids. Lineage: Eukaryota; Metazoa; Chordata; Aves; Anseriformes; Anatidae.
CAGCUCCCAGCGCGCCCCGCGCCGGGCGGCUGGCGGAGGCCGGUUCCUAUUUAAAUGUGGGCAGCGAGGAAAAUGGCGGCGAGCGGCUGAGCACGGGGGAGACGGGGAGCAGGAGCUGCGCCUUGGCGCCUUUCCCAGGCUUUCCUACUGGCUUUUGUUGGAGAGAGAACACUGUGCUAGGAUGUGACUUAAAAUGACUUCUGAUCCUGAAGGUUCUAUGAAAAAUAUGCUGUGCUUGAAUGUUUGCUAAGGACAUCUCUUCGUGUUGCAGCAUCACACUUUGCCCGGGAAUGCAGCUGCGGGAGGGGAGAAGCACCGAUCCUGAUCCUGGGGUGUGUGUGUCACCCGCGGCCUGAGCGUGCGCUCCGCAGGCGUAAGACCCUUUGCUGAUGUGUGGUCAGGAUGAGUGGAUUAGGAGAAAACUCCUUGGAUAGCUUGACCAAUGAGUCAAGGAAGCGCAAGCCAUUGCCUUGUGAUACCCCAGGUGCAAGUCUGACCUGCAGUGGUGAGAAGCGUCGGCGUGAGCAGGAAAGCAAAUAUAUUGAAGAACUGGCUGAACUGAUAUCUGCUAAUCUGAGUGACAUUGAUAAUUUCAAUGUCAAACCAGACAAAUGUGCUAUUUUAAAAGAAACCGUGAGACAGAUUCGACAGAUAAAAGAACAAGGAAAAGCUGUUUCUAAUGAUGAUGAUGUUCAGAAAGCUGAUGUCUCUUCUACGGGUCAAGGAGUUAUUGAUAAGGAUUCCUUGGGACCUCUUUUAUUACAGGCAUUGGAUGGUUUCCUGUUCGUUGUAAAUCGAGACGGGAACAUAGUAUUUGUGUCAGAAAAUGUCACACAGUAUUUGCAAUAUAAACAAGAAGAUUUGGUAAAUACAAGCGUCUAUGGUAUCCUGCAUGAAGAGGACCGGAAGGACUUCCUUAAAAACUUACCAAAAUCUUCAGUUAACGGAGUUGCUUGGACCAAUGAAACACCUAGACAGAAGAGCCAUACAUUUAAUUGCCGGAUGAUGGUGAAAACCUCUCAUGAUCUUUUGGAAGAUGUAGGCAGCCAUCAGGAUACACGUCAGAGAUAUGAAACAAUGCAGUGUUUUGCUUUAUCUCAGCCAAGAGCUAUGAUGGAAGAGGGGGAAGAUUUGCAGUCUUGUAUGAUUUGUGUGGCACGUCGUAUCACAACUGCUGAAAGAGUAUUUCCAACAAACCCAGAGAGUUUUAUUACCAGACAUGAUCUUUCAGGCAAACUUGUCAACAUUGAUACAAACUCAUUGCGAUCUUCCAUGAGACCCGGCUUUGAAGAUACAAUUCGUCGAUGUAUUCAGAGGUUCUUAUGCCAUAAUGAUGGACAGACAUGGUCAAACAAACGCCAUUAUCAUGAAGCUUAUACACAAGGUCAUGCUGAAACACCAUUGUAUCGGUUUUCUUUAGCGGAUGGUACUAUCGUAACUGCGCAAACAAAGAGUAAACUAUUUCGAAAUCCUGUAACUAAUGACCGUCAUGGAUUUGUCUCUACCCACUUUCUUCAAAGAGAGCAAAAUGGAUAUCGACCAAAUCCUAAUGCAGUUGGGCAAAACAUGAGAACACCUGUGGCUGGAAAUACAAAUUCUGUUGGUGGUCUUAUGAACAUGUCACCCAGCCAAAGCAUGCCAUUGCAGAACAGGAACUAUGGCAUGGGAGAUCCCAAUGCAGUGGGUCAGCUGAGCAACUCUCGAUAUGGAGGCCCUGGUAGUAUGGGGCCAGUGAACUCUGGACCAGGAAUGCAGUCCUCUGUUUAUCAGAACAACAGUUAUGGGUUAAAUAUAAGUAGCCCACCACACGGUAGUCCUGGUUUAACGUCCAACCAACAGAAUAUAAUGAUAUCUCCUAGGAAUCGAGGGAGUCCAAAAAUGAGUUCGCACCAGUUUUCUCCAGUUACAGGUAUGCACUCUCCAAUGGGAUCUGCCAGCAACACCAGCAACAGCACUUUCUCUAGCAGUUCUCUUAGUGCUCUUCAAGCCAUUAGUGAGGGUGUUGGAACUUCCCUGUUAUCAACACUUUCUUCUCCGGGUCCAAAAUUGGAUAAUUCCCCAAACAUGAGUGUAGCUCAGCAAAAUAAAGCAAGCACCCAAGACUCCAAAAGCCCUUCCGGCUUGUAUUGUGAACAAAAUCAAGUGGAAAGUUCCCUCUGCCAGUCAAACAGCAGGGAUCUCCUUAGUGAAAAAGACAGUAAAGAGGGAAGCCUGGAGGCACCUGAAAGUCAGAGAGGACAAUCUGAAAGCAAAGGGCAUAAAAAGCUGCUUCAGCUACUCACGUGUUCCUCAGAUGAAAGAGGACAUUCCACAGCAUCCAACUCGCCGUUAGAAUCUACUUGUAAAGAAUCUUCUACCAAUGUUACCAGUCCUUCAGGAGUUUCCUCGUCGACAUCUGGAGGGGUGUCUUCCUCCUCAAACAUGCAUGGGUCACUCCUGCAAGAGAAGCAUAGAAUUUUACAUAAAUUGUUGCAGAACGGUAAUUCUCCUGCAGAAGUAGCCAAGAUCACAGCUGAAGCUACUGGUAAAGACACAUAUCAUGACACUGCUAAUACAGCCCCAUGUGGAGAAGGCACUGUCAAACAGGAACAACUGAGCCCAAAGAAGAAGGAAAACAAUGCUUUACUAAGAUACCUGUUAGAUAAAGAUGAUGUUAAGGAUCCACUUUCCAAAGAGUUGAAGCCUAAAGUAGAAAAUGUGGAUAAUAAAAUGGGUCAGUGCAGUAGUUCUACUAUUCCUACUUCCAGUCAAGAAAAGGACGUGAAAAUAAAAACAGAACCAACAGAGGAGAUGAGUGGAGACUUGGAUAAUUUGGAUGCAAUUUUAGGUGAUCUGACUAGUUCGGAGUUUUAUAAUAACGCUAUGUCUACAAAUGGAAAUAGCUUUGGAACAAAGCAAGCAUUAUUUCAAGGAAAUGCCCCAUUGAGUAUGAGGAGUCCCCAGUCUGCGCAGCCUACCCGUCCACCUUUCAACAGAGCCAUGUCUUUAGACAGCCCUGUGGGUUCGAGUGCUCCAGUGAGGAAUGUCAAUGCAUUCUCCAUGUUACAAAAGCAAAACUUGAUGGGUGGAAGUCCAAGAAUGAUUGAAAACCAGGAAAACUUUGGAGCAAAUCUAGUGAGUGCUCCCAACAGAAAUGUAGCUAUGAAUCAACACCAGUCCGGAGACUGGGGUUUGCCAAACUCAAAGGUUAACAGGUUGGAACCUACAAGUUCUACUUCAGUGAUGAGACCAGGACCUGAGUUUAGUGCAUCACUGCCCAGACCCACAGCAGGCGGCUCUAUGCCGGGACUGCCCGUUCGUUCUAAUAGCAUACCUGGUACAAGACCAGUGCUACAACAGCAAAUGAUUCACAUGAGGUCGAAUGAGAUUAACAUGGGUUUGGGGGGGAAUCCCUACGGACAGCCGGCACCAUCUAACCAGCCAGGAUCAUGGCCUGACAACAUGCUGUCCAUGGAGCAAGCAUCGCGGGGUUCACAAAACAGACAAUUAGUGAGAAACUCUUUGGAUGACCUCUUAUGUGCAGCACCAAAUGUGGAAGGACAGAAUGAGGAAAGAGCGCUUUUGGAUCAGCUGCACACAUUGCUAAGUAACACAGAUGUCACGAGCCUGGAAGAAAUUGACAGAGCGCUAGGAAUUCCUGAUCUUGUAAACCAAGGGCAAGCUUUGGAAGCCAAGCAAGAUUCAUUUCAAGGUCAGGAAUCUGCAGUGAUGAUUGACCAGAAGCCUUCAUUAUAUGGUCAGCCCUAUCAAGGGCAAGGGGCAGCCCUGCCAGGAGGUUUUAGCACCAUUCAGGGACAACAGCCAUCCUUUAAUUCAGUGAUGAACCAGAUGAGCCAACAAAGCAAUUUUCCACUUCAAAGUAUGCAUCCUAGAGCAAAUGUGAUGAGACCUCGGACCAAUACACCAAAGCAGCUCCGCAUGCAGCUCCAGCAGAGGCUUCAGGGGCAGCAGUUCAUGAAUCAAACCCGUCAAGCCCUUGAAAUGAAAAUGGAAAAUCCAGGCAGUGGUAAUACCUCAGUGAUGAGACCAGUUAUGCAGCCACAGGUAGCAUCACAGCAACAAGGUUUUCUUAAUGCUCAAAUGGUGGCUCAGCGUAACAGGGAGCUCAUAAGUCAUCACUUUAGACAACAGAGGAUGGCAAUGAUGAUGCAGCAGCAACAGCAACCUCAGGCCUUCAGUCCACCACCAAAUGUGACUGCCUCAGGAAGCAUGGACAGUGGUCUGACAGGCCCUCCAAUGGCUCAAGUUCCUCCACAGCAAUUCUCCUAUCCACCUAAUUAUGGAAUAACCCAACAACCUGAUCCUGCCUUUAGUAGAGUAUCAAGCCCUCCCAAUCCAAUGAUGUCAUCAAGAAUGGGACCCUCUCAGAAUCCUAUGAUGCAGCAUCCUCAGGCAGCAGCAAUGUACCAGUCUCCUGAGAUGAAGGGCUGGCCCUCAGGAAGCAUGACCAGGAGCAGUUCUUUUCCACAGCAACAGUUCAGCCAUCAAAGUAAUCCUGCAACGUACAGUAUGAUGCACAUGAAUGGCAGCAGUGGCCAUAUUGGACAGAUGAACAUUAAUACUAUGCCUAUGUCAGGGAUGCCUAUGGGUCCAGACCAGAAAUACUGCUGACACCUAAACCCGAUCUCCAAACAAGAAUGCGCUGUAUUAACGAUGCACUAGUAUUAUAAAGGAAAGUUACGCAUUCUUCAUGGCAACUAGUACUGGCCUUAUGGAAAUAAGGGACUUUUCCCACUGAUCACCAUGAUGUCCUAAGUUACUUCAUUCAGAGAAAAAAAAAAAACACUUUUUUUUAGUAGAAGCAGUCUGUAUUACUGUAUAUUGUGGUGUACAAAAAAGGUCAUAAAUAUUUUUGGCGCUCUGCCUCUAGAAAUGUGAAUUCGGCAAAGGCAUUUCAGUAAAUAGGAUGGGUAGACCCCUGGAAUACCUUGUCUGUUUACUGUAGCUAUCCAAAGCCCUUUAACUACAGGCAGAUGAAAGUGCCUGGAGAAGUCACAGUGAUAAGAAUUUCCAGAUUUCUCUAGUAAGAAUAUCUGACAGAGAAUGUAGUUCCUAGCCUUGACUCUUUUAUAUUAAUUCCUGAAUAUAAAUGCUGCUUUUAAUCUCUUACCCCCAGGAGUCAGGAUUUCCCAAGCAAAGGAGCAGUGCAAAAUGAAUUGGCACGUACUAUUCCAAUACUAUCCUGUCCAUUGAUGCCAAGGGGUAAAAAGAGAGGAUAAUAAAUUUAAAUUAUUUAAACACAAUUGUGACUAAUAUUUACAUAUUGAUGUGCAGCUGAGUGCACUUUAUAUAAGACUAUAUAAUGGAUUAAUGCAAUAUCUUUGAUAAGGACUUAAUAUGAAGGUAGGGUGUGCUCAUGUUCCUUCUCAAACAAUCUCUUAAGAAUUAUUUGAAAAGACUGCAUAAUGUAAUGUUUUCUGUGUAUGGAAAUUAGAGCAAUAAUCUUUCAUCAUUUUGAAAAUACUUCAGAAAACUCAAGGCAAGGCACUGCAGUCUGAAUCAGAAUUUUGCAGUCUUUUUGUGAAUAAAUUUUGUAAAUAUGUUCUUUAAGAUAAUGUAUUAUAUAUAUGACUUUUGUAGGUCACUAACUCAUUUUUGCAGAGUUUGUGAAGCUAAAUAUUUAACAAAAUUGAUUUCUGUAAACUCAGCGUAGUUGAGGUCCAAAUAGAAUACUUUUUUUUUAAUUAAACUUAAUGACUUUGAAGCUGGGUGACCUCAGCCCACACCUUUCUCUUCUUUGGUCUUUGACACUUCAUUUUUACAUCUUUAACAUAUAGCUUUUUAUAAAAGACGAGUUGUUAAAUGCUUUCUCCAUCUGUGAGCACUUUGUUACAUUUAUUUUUGCAUAAGGCAAUUUGACAAAAAGGCUCUGCAUUGUAAGAUGUUAUGACUUGUCAUGACGAUCAUGUCUUUCUAUGAUCUCUCUCCUUUUCAGUUGAUGAAUCUGGAUUGUGUCUUUUUUGGUCGAUUUUAACAAACUCUAAAUGUUCUUCGAAAGAAGUUUGUCUGUUGCAAAAUAUGUGUUGUUACAUAACAUCCAGAAUCUUUAAGGAUAUUAAGCCACACUUAACCAGAUGUCUGCACUUCAUUGGAUUGUUCUAAUAGUAAUGAAUGUAUUUUCUAAGCAGGUUUCUCUCAUAUCAGUAUUUAAGUUUGUUUGGUUACAAAUUUAUUCAUAUUAUUUGCUGAUAAGGUUUAUUUUUUCCUCUAUUUUGGUUCCUUGAAAUGAAGAUCCUCUUGCAGUUUUUCCAGUUUCAGGCAGUUACAGCGAGUCAAACCCCUAAUCUUCCAUAAGGGACGACCCAGAAAUGUUUAAGAUGUGUGGUGCUUUUGUUCUGUUGUUCACUGUGUAAUGGAAAACUGACUUCUCCCAAGUGAGUUAAAAAAAAAAAAAAAAAAAGAAAAAAGAAAAAAAAAGUGUUCUUGAUUGCUUCUUCUUGGUACUGUAAGCAUGAGGUGGUUUUAUUUUUCAGAAUAUGCAGUGAUCUUCCAUUUGAAUAGGAGUAACUUUCACUAGGAAAUUUCUCAACAAGUUAAUCCUUAGCAUACAGCCAGUUGUGUUCCAAUGGGAAUGUAGAUUCAGUCUACCUUACGCAACCCUAUCUUUGCAAUUAGUACUGAGUGUAUAGGUUAGGUGUUAGUAUUUAUUUGAAACUUUCGAUCCAAUACAUGCGUUGUUUUUUUUAAUGAAAAACUUUUAAAAGGCUAAGGAACUUUUAUCUUCUUUCUUAUUUCUUAGAACAUAUCUGUUUGUUAAGUGCUGCCUACUGAAGUUGAAAGGCAACAAUUCCUUGCUUUUUAUAUAAAUGAGAGUAGAACAAUCUUUAUAGUUUGUAGUUAUUCAUUAUAUUGAUGGAAACUACAAACCCUGAUUGCUUUCAUUAGGUGAGCUCUUAGACUAUAUACAACUUUAUACAUUGCACCCUCUUAACUUGUUUUAAAAUGAGUGAUUCUGUUUAUACAUGUAUGUAUAGCUGGUACCUACCUGACUGGUGUCGUAAAGGAUCAUCGUUUUCUCAUCUGUAUUUAGAAUGUUGGAGCUUUCUAGUACCUACUUUUUUGCUGAAUCCAAAGAUUUUUAGUUUAAACUUGAUUAAGGGCGGGGAGGGCGCAUUUUAAAAUUGCAUUGAUGACAUCUUUCUUGGCAACACUGAUCCUAAAUAUUAUGUCUAGUUUGAAAGGCUUAUGGACUGCAGUAAAUAAAACUUACCUUGAAAACUGUUAGCAUUUAAUGUCUCCACCAAUUCUGAUUUGAUUCUGUAGCAGCAGAUAAAAAAAAACACAACAACAAAACCAACAAAACCUGUAUAAAAUUUUUCAACUGUAAGAGAACAGUUAGCUAGUACAACCACCUCUGGUCACUGCUGCAUAAUGAGCAUAGUUUUGCUACUUUGUUAUUCUUUGAUCACAGAAACCAUGUUUUUAUAAAAUUCGCAUGUAGUACCGUUAUCCAAUCUUGAUCUAAAAUUCUGCUUUUAAAUUUAGGAAAUCAGGACCAUUUUUCAGUUAUAAGACAAAAACUAUUUGAAUGUUGUACCAAUUAGCACACAUUUUAUUUUUGAAUUUAUGUGCAGACUACCAGGUGAUUGAAUGAUACAGCAAGUAUGAAACCAUGUAACUCUGAGAGCAAUAUUUUAAAAAAUUCUCAGGAGAAGGCAUACAGUAUUGAGAAUUGCAUUUAAGUUUAGUUUACAUUAAGUAUUGCUUGAAAUAUCUGUAUCUUUAUGUUGAAAAACAGAAAAACCUUGGGGACUGAUUUAUAAAAGAGUUGGUUGUAAGGUAUUACUGCUCUUCUGAUUUUUGUGUUUGGAUGUUAAUAAUAAUGUAAAUAAAGGUUUCUAUUUAAAAUCAGAA